UAUUGCUCCCUUGCUUCCCCACAUUGGCAUGUUGCAGUCCUUUUGAAGUUAGGUCUGGCUUGCAUACAGGGCAGUAAUCGAUUUAAAAAAAACACAUUUGGGGAAUUCUUUUCUUGCCUCCCACUCUCCCCUUUAUGCAUAAGAAAUGUCAAGUGUUUCCCACCUAACUUUUGAGAGAGACCUGCAUUAGGCACAUCAGCAGAAAUAUGUUCUCUCAUCUUUAUAUAAAAGCAGAAAUGCAAAGAGCUGCCAAGGAGGAAGGCUCUCAGGGUAGGAGAGGGGAAGCCAAUUAAAAGCAAAGUGAUCAUGUGAGGUUUGGAAUUGCUAAUAGAAGGGGGAAAAUGCCUCUUCACAGAAAAGCAUGACGAGCCAUUGCUUUGAUUCCAAAAUAUAUCCCAGGAAAACUGCUGUUUUCUGCAUUGUUUUUACUGCUAUUAGAAGGCAAAUAUUUCUGACUCCUCUUAAACUGUUGGCUUUAAGGAGAUUCCUGCUUUUGCUCUUCUCUCUAGAUUAAAAAAUGCAGACUCUUCAGAGAAAGAAGAGCAUGUACCAGCAAACUAAAGUUCUCUUAUGGAAAAAUGUGCUUAUCAAAUGGAGAAUGAAGAAAAAAACCUUUCAGGAAUGGAUCCUCUCAUUACUUUUCCUUCUUUUGGUGUACCUAAUAACAUCGUACCAUUAUUCUCCUCCAAUUGCUGAAAUACCUCACACUUUCCUCGGACGCUUAGAUGAUCCUGCCUUCAGUGCUACUGGGGUUACAGUUGCCUAUACCCCAGUGACAAACACUACAAGACAAAUAAUGAAUAAGGUGGCAUUUGACUCUGUCAUGAAAGGUAUAAAAACAGAAGCGGUAGAAGAUGAAAAAGCCCUGGAAACAGCAUGGACUAAGAAUCAAAGCAUUGUAGGGGUUGUAUUUGAAGAUGACUUUUCUUAUCGCCUGAGGUUUGCUCCCAGAUAUGUGGUUAUUCCAAAUGAAAACUUGGGAGACGUAGAUUCCUGUUACAAUGCUUCUGCAAGUUACUGUGAAAGCCCAAGAUACUGGUACAACGGAUUUGUGUCUUUGCAAUCCAGCAUUGAUGCCGCCAUCAUAGAAGGCACAACAAGUCAUUCUGUCUGGGAAGAAAUGAAAUCCAUUGCUGGUGUCCGUAUGAGAUCAUUAAACAUCAUGCCUACAAUAACAGUGGAGUAUUCAUUUAUCUUGAUUACUCUUGUAAUGUGUUUCUCUCCCUUUAUGCACUUUUUGGCACUAAAUAUGACAAGUGAAAAAAGAAAGCACAAGGAAUUGAUGAAGAUGAUGGGGCUGCAGGACUCGGCAUUCUGGCUCUCCUGGAGUUUGCUGUAUGCCAUCAAUAUUUUGAUUAUGUCCUGUGCAUUGACAGCUAUCUUUUUUAGUGAGUUUUUCAUCAUGAGCAGUUUCUCUGCUGUCUGGCUUCUGUUUUUCCUUUAUGGCAUCUCAUCCAUCCACUUCAUCUUCCUGCUCAGUUCCCUCUUAAAGAAACAUAAAACUACUGCCAACGUUGGGUUCCUCCUCACCCUUCUCUGUGGAUUCCUGAGUCUUAUUGUACUGCUGACAAAACUCCCCGCACCUUUGGAAUGGGCUUUGGGACUCCUCUGCCCCUUUGCUUUUAAUGCUGGAUUUGCAAAGAUUUUUCAUUUAGAAAAAUAUGGAAUAGGUUUAUCUUUUUCUAACUUGAUGGAGGAAUCAAACUUUUUAUUGAAAACUUACAUAAUACUGAUUCUUGAUGCCAUUUUGUAUAUGGUGCUGGCUAUCUAUUUUGACAAAGUUUUGCCUGACAAAUAUGGAAUACCAUAUCCCCCUUUAUUCUUCCUGAAAUCAUCAUACUGGUCCAAAAACAGGAGAGAUUACCCUGGUGAGAGACCAGAAAUUGAACAGAACCGGGAACGUAUCUUUAACGAUAAUAUGGAGCGAAUACCUCCAGACUUUGUUGGGAAGGAAGCCAUCAGACUCAACAAUAUUAAAAAAAUAUAUGGAAAGAAUGACCAGAAAACAGAAGCUCUCAGAGGUUUGUUCUUGAAUAUUUAUGAAGGCCAAAUCACUGCAUUGCUUGGUCAUAGUGGAGCUGGAAAAACUACCUUGCUAAAUGUGCUCAGUGGAUUUAUCAAGGCUUCAGACGGUUCAGCCACCAUAUACAACUACCACUUGUCUGAAAUAGGAGACAGAGAGAGAAUCAGAGAGAGGAUUGGGUUCUGUCCACAGUUCAACAUCCAGUUUGAAGUUGUAACAGUGAAAGAAAAUUUGCAAAUUUUUGCUGGAAUCAAAGGGAUCCAGUCCAGUGAGACCAAAUGCGAGGUGCAAAAUAUUUUGACAGUGUUGGAUAUGACCAGCAUUCAGGACAUCCAAGCUGAUAAACUGAGUGGCGGGCAAAAAAGAAAAUUGUCUCUUGGGAUUGCCAUGUUAGGAGAUCCACAGGUUUUGCUUCUAGACGAGCCAACUGCUGGGCUAGAUCCAUGUUCUAGGUAUCGGGUGUGGACCCUGCUGAAGGAACAUAAACCUGGUCGAGUGACUCUGUUCAGCACCCAGUUCAUGGAUGAGGCUGAUGUCCUGGCUGACCGCAAGGCUUUUAUCUCCUGUGGAAAGAUAAAGUGUGUUGGCUCAUCUCUCUUUUUAAAGAAAAAAUGGGGGAUUGGCUAUCACUUAAGGAUGCACGUCAGUGAGCACUGUGACUCUGAGAGGAUGUCAUCUCUGGUCAGAGAGUAUGUGCCUAAUGCCACAUUCUCAGGACAGAGUGAAAAUGAACUAAGGUAUAUUCUGCCAAUGGAAAAUGUGGAUAAAUUUCCAGAUCUGUUCUUUGGCUUAGACAGCCAUUCCGAUGAAGGAAUUGUUAAUUAUGGAGUUACCAUGACAACCCUGGAAGAUGUCUUCAUGAAACUGGAAGGUGAAGAUCAAGAAGGAGGUGGGCAGACAGAAGAGGAAAGAGAGACUUUCUCUGCCGAUGAAGUGGAAGAAGGUCUUCUGUCAUUCUCAGACAUGGGAAAAGCAACUGUAACCGGCACAACUCUCUGGAAGCAACAAGUCUGUGCCAUAGCACGAAUGCGCUUCCUAAAGCUUAAGACGGCAUAUAAAACCUUGUGGACCCUAUUACUGCUCUAUCUGAUUUUUGUACUCCCUCUGAUUUUGGAACUGAUCUUGAUAGAGGUGUGGCAGGUACUAAAUUCUUGGGAAUUGACUUCUGCUCUAUAUUUCCUUCCUGUUGGAAAGAAGGCUGACAAGGAAUACAUGAACCUCCUAGUCCUUAAUGAAACAGGCUCCAGCAUUGAGAACUUUGUCCACGCUGUAGAGAAACAGAAAAUAAUGUUGGAUGUAACUACUGGAAAAAAUAUCACAGAGGAGUUAAUACACAAUGGGGCUAUAAAAGUAUCUCGUGAGGACCAGAGCUACAGGUUUACGAUAAUGUGCCACACGGAGGUAAUCAACUGCUUCCCCAUGCUUGUGAACAUCAUUAGCAAUGCGCUGCUGGGAACCUUAAAUUCCACUGAGCAUAUCCGAAUCUGGAACCAUCCUUUUUUUUUUAAACAUGGAGUAAUAUUCUGGAAUAAUUUUAUCAUGAACUACCUUGUCUUUUGGUUGAUUAUAUUUCCUGCUUUCCCGCCUUACUUUGCGAUGAGCCACGUAGAGGAUUACAAGCGGAAAGCUCAUUCUCAGCUGCGUAUCUCUGGGCUCAUCCCAUCAGCUUACUGGUGUGGGCAGGCACUGGUGGACAUCCCUCUGAACUGGAUCCUUCUUAUCUCCAUGUUUGGGAUACUGCUUUCACAGAGUUUUCACAUUUGGAAGCAUCCUGGUACCCUGCUCUUUUUGUUCAUAGGUCUUAUUGGAUCUGGAGCUUCUAUCAUCCUGUUGCUUUAUUUAAUUGCCUUCAUAUUUCGCAAGGGAUGCAGCAGCUAUAUUUUGUCCUUUACUCUCGUAAUGGUAACCAUUGCUGUCCACCUCUUUGGUUUAUUCAUGUUUAAUGUUGAAGAUAGAAUUACUCAUUACAUUCUGUCCAUUUUCCUUCCUAUAUAUCCAUUAUUUGGCCUUUGCAUCACAACUUUAUAUGUUUUUGUAGACUUUCCUGAUUCCCUCUUGAAACCCAGCUGGCCGGAAAUACUGAUAUCUGUGUUUGGACCUUACAUCCAGUGUGUGGCUUUCGUUUUUCUUCUUCGAUAUUUGGAAAUGAAAUAUGGAAAAGCGGUUUUGAGAGAGGAUCCGAUUUUUAGACUUUCCCCAGGGAAAGAGCCUUGCCAUCAGAAUCCAGAUGAACCAGAAGAGGAGGAUGAAGAUGUUCAAGCGGAAAGGGAAAGAGUAAGGCAGGCAAUAGCAUCUCAGAAUCAGAAGGAGAAACCAGUUGUUAUGGUCAACAAUCUGCGCAAGGAAUAUAAGGUCAAGAAAGCCAGUGCUGUUUUUAAGAAAAAGAAGAAAGUGGCCACCAAAAAUGUCUCUUUCUGUGUUAGAAGAGGAGAGGUAUUAGGACUGCUGGGACCCAACGGAGCUGGAAAAAGUACAACCAUAAAUAUGAUCACGGGAGAGACUGUGCUAAGCGCUGGGCAGGUGCUGGCGAAGGGGAAGGAUGCAGCUGGAUCUCAACUGGAAGCCAGAGGCCCUGGCUUCCUGGGCUACUGCCCUCAGGGGAACCCUCUCUGGCCAACCCUGACCGUGCAGGAGCAUCUGGAGGUUUAUGCGGCUGUGAAAGGGCUGAGGAAAGAAGAUGCUGCUGUCGCCAUCGAUCGAAUGGUGAAAACUCUGGAGCUCCAGCAGCAUUUAAAAAAAGAAACCAGGACAUUAUCCGCUGGCAUAACGAGAAAGCUGUGUUUCAUCCUGAGCAUGCUGGGUAACCCAACAGUUAUGCUCUUGGAUGAGCCAUCCACUGGAAUGGACCCUAAAGGCCAACGUCAAGUGUGGAAAGCAAUUCAUGCUUCACUGAAGAACAAGGAGCAAGGGGCUAUUUUGACAACACACUACAUGGAGGAGGCUGAGGCAGUGUGUGACCGGGUGGCCAUCAUGGUGGCUGGAGAGCUCCGGUGCAUUGGCUCCAUUCAGUAUUUGAAAAGCAAGUUUGGCAAAGGUUACCUACUGGAAAUUAAAGUGAAGGACCCUGAGCAAGUCGAUGAACUCCAUGCCAAAAUUCUGACGAUCUUCCCACAAGCAGCUCGUCAAGAGCGGUUUCCUUCUUUGCUGGUCUACAAGAUACCAAUGGGAGAUGCUCUUCCUCUGUCCCAGGCUUUCUCCAAGCUCGAGGCAGCCAAACAAACCUUCGGCUUUGAGGAGUACAGCUUCUCUUUGAACACCUUGAUGCAGGUGUUCUUGGAACUCUCUCGAGAGCAAGAGAAGGAAAAUUUUGAUCUGGCGUUGGAUGGAAAUUAUGAACGGAAACAACUUCAGCCACAAGACAUUUAGCAAUGUUAAAAUGUUUCCUAUUUAAUCAAUUUUAAUCUUUAAGAUUUGAUUGUCUGUCAGUAUAAUAUGGUUAUCAGCACAGCAGGUAUUGCAGCUUCUGUACUUUAGACAAAAGAAUUAUUUUUUUCUAAUUUAAGUUUUCCUUUUAAGGAAAGAACAUUUUUAAAUAAUAGAAGUGUUACUGUUCUCAGGAUGACAUGGUUUGCAUGAAAGAGGUAGUAAAGCAUACAUAGGAAAUGAAAAACAAAUUUUGCAGAUGGAAUUGGAACUAAAUAUGAAAUAAAACAAUGGAAAUCGAAAGAGAUCUCUUUGUAAAGAUAGUCUUGUAGUAUAAUUAAGUGCAUCCUCAAUCCCACCCUCCAAAGAAUACUUUAGGCCUACAAAUCAUAAAUCAGCACGCCACAUCAACAGAAGAAUUUCCCUUUACUCCAUCAAAGGAUCUGCCCUUUAAUCUGACAAGUAUCAUAUUAACCUUAGACAGCCCAUGUCAUAUUUGACAUUACCAUAAUGUUUCUAAGAAGCCAUCUCUGAACCAUUAGCUAUUAUUUUUUAAAGCUCCUGGAGGAUCAGGAGAAGUCCUAGAUAACUAGAAAAGGGCAAACAUAAUACCUGUUUAAAAAAAAAAAAAUUAAAAGAAAAUUUAGGAAAUAACAGGAACAAAUUAUUAUACAAGAUCAAAUUAUUUUAAAAAACUGAUAUUGAGCUAAAACAAGCAACAUAUAUUUGUCAAGACCAUAUAUUUGUGUUGAAUUCAUCUAAUUUCCUCCUUUGACAGGGUAAUUAGACCUAGUGGAUAAGGGAGACGCAGUAGAUGUGAGAUCUUGCCUUUAGCAUGGCUUUUUUCCGGAUUCCAGAUGACAUUCGUAUAAGUAAACUACAGAAAUAUGGUCUCAGAGAAAUCAUUUUGAGGUGGGUGCACCACCAAUGGAAAAAAACUCACUCAAAACACUUCUUUAUGGUUCACUAUCAAACUCAGAAGACAUUUUAGAGGAGUCCUACAGGGGUUGGCCUGGGCCCAGUACUAUUCAAUAUUUCCAUUAAUGACUUGAAUGAAAAAGAAUCCACUUAUGACAUUUGUGGAUUAUCAGUGAAGAGUUGGCAAUCAUUAUGGAAGACAGGAUAAGCCUUGGGCUAUCCUGACACGGUCCUGGGCCAGAGCUAGGGAAACGAAUCAGGAAGCCACACCUUCAUUUUGUAAUGGUGCCUACAAUAUGCAGACUUCUCUGUGCUCAGUGGAAACUAAGUACAUCAGAGAUCUUGUACCAAUAUUUUAAUAUUUUCUGUUUGUUUCCCAUUAAGCAAUAUGUAUAGAAAUACUCACGUAAGACAUCUGUGUUCAGAUACAUUUUGGCUAAGGUUUUUACUCUAUUUUUGUACUCUUGCCAAUAAAAGUCUGCUUUUAUUGAAACCAAA
Gavialis gangeticus (Gharial) is the source of this 6802-nucleotide messenger RNA. Its product is annotated as ATP-binding cassette sub-family A member 10-like. Gene Ontology annotation, biological process: lipid transport; transmembrane transport. The transcript has 40 exons. The coding region runs from base 518 to 5389 and encodes 1623 amino acids. NCBI's taxonomy places the organism in Eukaryota, Metazoa, Chordata, Crocodylia, Gavialidae. The record is from RefSeq and is a predicted model, not a curated record. Gene Ontology annotation, cellular component: intracellular membrane-bounded organelle; membrane. Gene Ontology annotation, molecular function: ATP hydrolysis activity; ABC-type transporter activity; ATP binding.